ACUCCAGUGAUGGGCCAACCCUGUCGACAUUCCUGUCACCAUCACCGUCGCCAUCAGCGGCAUCAUCAUCAUUCCCUUCCCCUUCCUCAGACAGUUUUUCAUCGUUUGCGGUGGCGAACGGGCCGCAAACGGAAGCCACGAAUCACACUUUCAAGAGUUUAGCCUUCCUGGACGCGUCCUUUGGCUCCGAUCUGUUUGCCCAGACGGACACGGAGCGGGAGAGGGAGGGGGAAUCGCAGGACUCGCAGGACUCCUCGCAGUUGCUGCCAAUUUUCGACUUUGGCAUGCCGCGCAACAUCACCGGACGCACUGGCCACACGGAGGCCAUAAUUAAAUGCCGCGUGGACAGUCUCCAUGAUAAAUCGGUAUCCUGGAUACGGAAACGUGAUCUGCAUAUCCUGACCGUAGGCACCGCCACCUACACGUCGGACAAGCGAUUCCAGGUGACUGAAUCGAAGGAUGCCAGGGAGUGGACCCUCCAUGUGAAGUCGCCGCUGGCAAAGGACAGCGGCAUCUACGAGUGUCAGGUGAACACGGAGCCCAAAAUGUCCAUGGCCUUCCAGCUGAACAUCAUCGAAAUCUCCCCGGACGCCAAGGCGGUCAUCAGUGGACCGCCCGAUCUGCACUUCAAGGCGGGCAGUGCCAUUAUCCUCAACUGUCUGGUGCAGCAGCCGUCGGUCAAGGACAUCGGACCGAUUUACUGGUAUCGCGGCGAGCACAUGAUCACUCCCUUCGACGCCGACGAUGGUCCUCCGGUGAUGCUGGUCAGUAAGGAUCAGCAGCCCCAAAGGACUUCCGAAGACUCCGCCUCCCCGAAUGACAUUAUGAACGAGGUGGACCUGCAGAAGGAGUUCGCCACCCGCAUCGCCAUGGAAUCGCAGCUGGGCGAUACCCUCAAGUCCAGACUCCGCAUCUCGAAUGCCCAGACCACGGACACCGGCAACUACACGUGUCAGCCAACGACGGCCAGCAGCGCCAGUGUCCUGGUCCAUGUGAUUAAUGAUGAGAAUCCCGCUGCGAUGCAGAAGAGCGGGGCGUGUCCUUGGACCCCCGGUCCGCUCCAGCUGUUCCUUCUGCUCCUUCUGCCGGAGUUGUUGUUGCUGCGAGCGGUACUGGCAACUGUUGGCAACUGAAACCGAAAGUUGGACCCAUCAUCAUCGUCGUCGUUGUUAGCACUCUAAUUGCAGCAGAACGAGAGAAUUAUGUUCCAUGACGUUGGCAUUUUUUCUGUGCGCUGCUGCUGCUGCCUUUUUUUAGAAUUCUGGAAUGGAAAAGAGGACAGAGGAAAAUGGGAAAGGCAAACACAACAGACGCUUUCCCUUUCAGGCGAAUGUUUGUUUUCCUUUUAAUAUUUACAUUUCAUUGUGCAAAAUGAGACACUGAGCCGGGCACGCGAAUGCAAAAUGCAGAAUGUAAAAUGCAAAGGACGAAGGACGAAAAAGCAGAAGGACGAAGUAUGACACUCUCUGUAAAUACCACAAAGAUGCGGCAAAGCUUACAGAUAUACAGAUAUACUUACAUAUACAAAAGUGUGUAUUUUAUUUCAUUACUGCGGCUCCUCCGCACAAAGGAUCCCCGCACACGCAUCGACUUUAUAAACAUUUCAUGCUGUCUUAACAGAGAGAGAGCCAAGCUAACCG
Drosophila takahashii is the source of this 1640-nucleotide messenger RNA. RefSeq names its product defective proboscis extension response 3 (gene dpr3). Gene Ontology annotation, biological process: synapse organization. Lineage: Eukaryota; Metazoa; Arthropoda; Insecta; Diptera; Drosophilidae. Gene Ontology annotation, cellular component: neuron projection membrane. The record is from RefSeq and is a predicted model, not a curated record.